AUGUAUCAGACUGAGACUACUGAGAUUGAUAAGAGUGCGAGUGAGGGAGAAAGAAGAAUGGCAUAUGCAUAUUGUCCAGAGCUGGUUGGAGAAGAUGGGGAAGUUGCAACGGCAAAGAUAAAGCAAGAGAAGCCUGAUGUUCAUGCAAUCGUCAACCCCGAAGGAACUAUAAUCACACAAGAGUUGAGGUGCAACCGGGUUCGGGUCUGGGUUGAUGAAAAUGGCGUCAUCACCGCGGUUCCCCACGUUGGCUAG
Messenger RNA from Prunus armeniaca (apricot), 255 nucleotides. Lineage: Eukaryota; Viridiplantae; Streptophyta; Magnoliopsida; Rosales; Rosaceae. The record is from the annotation of a GenBank genome assembly.